Lipotes vexillifer (Yangtze River dolphin) is the source of this 2735-nucleotide messenger RNA. It is a transcript of the gene AMER3, whose product is annotated as APC membrane recruitment protein 3. Gene Ontology annotation, biological process: regulation of canonical Wnt signaling pathway. Gene Ontology annotation, cellular component: plasma membrane. Gene Ontology annotation, molecular function: beta-catenin binding; phosphatidylinositol-4,5-bisphosphate binding. The record is from RefSeq and is a predicted model, not a curated record. Lineage: Eukaryota; Metazoa; Chordata; Mammalia; Artiodactyla; Lipotidae.
AUGGAGCUGAAGAGAGGAAAGACAUUCAUCAAAUCUAGCCUGCAGAUUGACCAUGAGAAACCCCCAGAUCCAGCAGCCACUGCCCCAGCCACGGAGGAUGCAGUCUCACCAGGAGGGCAGCAGCGACCCCGCAGUGAGAGGGGCCCCCAGGUCAGUCCCAGCACCCAAGGAUAUGACAGGUGCUCUGACAAAGGGGCCCAGCCAGACGCCAGUGGGGGGCCUGCAGCUCUCUGUGGGACCACCUUCAAACUGGUGCAGAAGAGCAAGACUCAAGACACUGUACCGAGGGCUGACAGGGCAGCUGCAGCUACAGGGCAGCUGGUGGGCAGCGCAAGCUUCCCAGGGCCCCCCAGGAGCCAGCGCAUGAUUGACUACCGCCACUUUGUGCCCCAGAUGCCCUUUGUACCAGCUGUGGCCAAGAGCAUCCCAAGGAAGAGAAUUUCCCUGAAACGACCCAAGAAAUGUUUUCGGAAUCUAUUCCACAUCCGCAGAAACAAAACUGAGAAUUUGGCCUCGCUGGCAACCAAGGGGAAGAGCUUGUCCUCCCCUGAGGGCCCAUCAGAGGCUGGAGGGCAGCAAGGCACAGCUUGCUUCCCCUUGGGCGAGGGGCUGGGACUGGACAGCCUGUGCCAGGACCUGUCUGACAGUGAGUUCCUACCCGACUCCUCCUUUGACCUCUGCAGGGCCCUGUGUGAGGAUGUAGCCUCACUCAAGAGCUUUGACUCACUCACCGGCUGCGGGGAGAUCUUUGCAGACGAGAGCUCAGUGCCAUCCCUGGAGCUGCAUGAGGGCCUGGAGAGCCCUGCCCGGGCUUCCCAGGCCCCUGACUGCAUGGCUUCCAGGGGCCCCUUCCAGGGCAGCAUAGAGCAACUGGCAUCACCUGCCCAGAACGAGAUGUCUGACUUUGACAAGUUCUGGGACCGUGUGAAUCACUCGGUGAGGCAGCAACAGCGUGCCCUGCUAGGUCCGUGGCUGGGGGGCCCCCAGGGGUCAGACACAGACAAGCCCAGGCCAGAUGCAGCUGGGCUUGCUGAGCUCCCCCUGUGCCCAUGCAGAGACCCCCACGGCGGCUCCAAAGCCAGCUCCAUAGACACAGGCACGCCCAAGAGCGAGCGGCCAGAAUCUGUGUCCACGAGCGACGAGGGCUACUAUGACUCCUUUUCACCAGGCCUUGAGGAGGACAAGAAGGAGGCCCCGAGCCCAGGCACACCCGCAGCCGCCUUCCCCCGGGACAGCUACAGUGGAGACGCCCUCUACGAGCUCUUCUAUGACCCCACUGAGGGCCCUGGGAGCCCGAACCUGGAUGACGACCUGUGCGUGUCCGAGAGUCUGUCGGGGCCGGCACUGGGAGCCCCGCUGUCCAUGUGCAGCUUCCACAUGGGGGCAGAAGAGAACCUGGCCGCCGCUCCAGGCCCAGACCUACUCAGCCAGAGCUUCUUGCAGAGCUCCUGGAGAGGCAAGGAGUGCCUGCUGAAGCUCUGCGACACCGAGCUUGCCAUCACCAUGGGCAUUAUCAACUGGCUCCGCCGGAGCCCAGAGCUCCGUGUCCCGCCUGCCUCGGCCCCCAGGGAGCCUGCAACGCCCCCGGGAGGACUGGUGGAGAAACCAGGAGCUGGCUCUGAGAAGGUGUGCCUAGGUCUGGAGGGCGGGGGGACCCAGGCCUUAGAUGCAGGUAGGACCUCAGUGAGCUCAGCACCCAGCAGACGGGAGCUGUGGGCAUGUUCGGGCCCCAAGGGCCCGCUUGCUGGAGUGAGCGAGGUCCUAGCAGGGACCAAGCAGGGGACCAGCUCUCCAUCCAGGGACCCCUCUCUGGAGUGUGUGCAGGUCUCUGGGGAAGAAGGGACACAAGGCCACCCUGAAGGCUCGUUCCCCUCUGUGGGGUCUGCAGCCCCCAUGGCAACCAACACAUCCAGCAAAAACAAGGUCCCAAACCCCUCUGCCUGGCCUGGCUCCCAGGAGCCCAGGCUUCCUGGGAACCUGGGGUGUUUCCAAGGUCCCUGGAGGCCAGGUCUUGGGGGAAGCACCGUGGAUUCAGAGCUCACUCUGACAGGCUGUGUGGCCCAGGUGGCAGCCCUACAGAUCCACCCAGACUGUCAGCCCCCAAGGCAGAACACAGGUAGCGAGCUCUGCGGGCAGCCUCAGGCCAGGGGCCCUGACAUUCUGCAACAGAAACAGCCUAACAGCUUCCCUAGCAUGGCUGCCAUAUGUGGCCUGCCCUCCCUGGCCAGCCCACUCCACAGCCCACAGGACCAGAGGUGCCCAGGCCGCAUUCUGGACCUGAGCCAGAUCAGGGUGGAGCCCGCCAGGCUGGAUGCCCAGGCCCAUGCCUCUGUGGAGGACCAGCUUCUGCAGCUCAGCUCAAGGGCUAUAGAGCAGGCUGCACACAGGAGCCAGCUGGACUCAUAGCCCCUCAGUCCUGCUGCCUGGGAUCACCUGCCAGGAAUUCUGGCCCUCACUUCCAACAGCCAGUGGGAAGGGGCCCACUCUGCAAGUGCCCCAGAAAGCCACUGCAGCUUCUUGGACCACGAGGGCAUCCUCUGCAACCAGCAGGAAGUGGGAGCUCCCAGGCCAGCAUGGCUGAGACCCACCUUUGGAACAGUCUUGUGUCUUUGUGGUCACACUCAGGAGAGCCUAAGACCCAAAUCUCCACCCUUUGUCCCUGAUGGCAUAGGUGUCUGGGUUCCAGGAGUGCGUCUCCGUUACUUUGUACGGCACCUGAGCAGAGCAAGUGCUCG